AUGCUAUCAAGCCCUACUCUAGCCGAAGCUGCCGCAGAUCCUCAGGUCUACAAGAACAUCAAUCUCCACAUCCUAACAGUCUAUCCUCUCAUACCACUUUGCAGCUACAAAGAACUUAUGGAUCGCUGCCUUGCCGCCGGAAACUUUCAGGCUCACUACAUACGUGGGAUACAAGAAUAUUUCCAUAACAACGACAUCGGUGUAGGAUUUCCUCAUUUAAAAAUCGCUGCAGAAGUGGAGAACAAGAGAUCAAAAAACGAUGCUGGAUUCACUGGGAUGGAGAGACAACAUGAAACACGGCAACACUUGCUGGAAAAACAUCAAAAAAUCACUCCAUGGAGUAAGAGUCACAACCCUAGACGCUACUAUGAACGCCUACACAGAAGCAAGGGAACCUAUCACAUGUCAAGGAGACGAGAUGCUACUUCGCUGUGA
This is a messenger RNA of Eruca vesicaria subsp. sativa (arugula), 435 nucleotides long. The record is from the annotation of a GenBank genome assembly. Lineage: Eukaryota; Viridiplantae; Streptophyta; Magnoliopsida; Brassicales; Brassicaceae.